Messenger RNA from Dracunculus medinensis (Guinea worm), 252 nucleotides. The record is from the annotation of a GenBank genome assembly. NCBI's taxonomy places the organism in Eukaryota, Metazoa, Nematoda, Chromadorea, Rhabditida, Dracunculidae.
AUGGCAAAGCCAAUAAAAUCAAAGGGUUCCGGUGGUGUGGCGAGAAAGAAGAAAUCAGAUCCUAACGCACCAAAGCGUGCGAAAUCGGCAUAUAUGUUUUGGUUAGCAGAAAAUCGGAAUAGGCUAACGAAACCAGGUAUGUCCGUUGUAGACGUAACGAAAGCUGCUGGUGUUGAAUGGAAUGCUGUUAAAGAUAAAAGUAAAUGGGAAAAAAUGGCUGUUGAAGACAAGAAACGUUAUGAAGCGGUAUAA